Molecule: messenger RNA, 2222 nt
Organism: Pseudovirgaria hyperparasitica
Lineage: Eukaryota; Fungi; Ascomycota; Dothideomycetes; Acrospermales; Acrospermaceae
Exons: 2
Coding region: 148-2190 (680 amino acids)
Biological process (GO): regulation of transcription by RNA polymerase II; DNA-templated transcription
Cellular component (GO): chromatin
Molecular function (GO): DNA-binding transcription factor activity, RNA polymerase II-specific; zinc ion binding; RNA polymerase II cis-regulatory region sequence-specific DNA binding
Source: RefSeq, a predicted model, not a curated record
UAUAAACACAUCGGCACUCUAGCUGUGUCCUCACUCGUGAAGACGCUGAUCGAAAAAAGAAUUCCGAACUAAGUUUGCGUAGACACUGGCUCGAAACCGUUCUCCUGCAAACAAUGCAAACGCGCCUUUAAUCGACAGGACUCGCUGAUGCGACAUGAGAAACUGCAUUCACGUCCAUCAGUCCACGGUUCGCAGCCACUGUCCCCAGUUGAUCCAAGAGACAAAGACAAGCCCGCAACACCCGAGAGUAUCCAGUCCAGCUCGCGCGAAAGCUACAGCUCGGAAAUCCCGAAUCCGCCAAAUCCGACUCUGCAACACCAGCAGCAGCCGAACUUUGACUCGGAAGUCACACAGCAGUGGCCGGAGCUAGACUUUGAGUUGAUCUGGCCAGACGCAGAAGAUCUGUUCCAGAGCAUCAACUCGCAGCAUAUCUCGGACUGGCAAAUGCCGGGACACUCGCUGCCUUUACCGUUCGACACAAACAGCUAUGGCAACUCACAUCCAGCUGAAGCGAGUAGCCAACGCUAUCAUGGAUCAGCAGGAGCUCCUGGGCCCACCGGUCCCGUCACCAGCGGAGGCGGAGGCAAUCAAGCUGUACAAGGUGUGAGCGACAUGAUCUCGAAUCUGUCGUCGAGUGUCACGAUGCAGGCUGGACCUACCUCGAUUGAUUCGACUUUUCUCGAUGAGAGUCUCCACAUGUUUUUCGUCAAGUUCGUACCCACAUUUCCUGUGUUACACAGAAGCACGUUUGUGUUUAAGGACUGUCUACACCCCUUACUUUUGAACGCCAUCGCUAUCGGGUCGUUGUACUUGGGGCCUAAGGAUUCAAUAGCAAAGGGAGAAGCCCUCUGGCGGCUGGCCCACACAGCGAUUGCAACAUCAUGGCAGAGCCUCUUGAAGCAUCAAGGGCCGUACGACCCAUGCCCAGGCGUUCAGCUACUCAUUGGCAUGCUCCUGGGUAAGAUGUAUGGUCUGUUGUCCAAGAACCGCCAGAUCCGGACGACAGCGCAGGCAUUCCACUCCCUUGGCUUCUUCUGCGCAAGCCAUUCGGGAAUGCUAGAUUGUAGACCUUACGACAUCGCCAACCUCCCGACCGCCGAUUCAACAAAGGAAGAGAAGGAGAACCAAUUCAAGCUCUGGACAGCUCUGGAGAUCCAAAGACGCGCGAUUCUGGCUCACUACAUACUGGAUGGCAUCAAGUCACACAUGCUGGGCGAGUCGACAGCGGUCCGACACGUCGCAAACCAGCUCCAACUCCCGAACGCAGACCUCCUAUUCGAAGCCGGUAGCGCGGACGAAUGGCUUGUACGAAUGUACUCACAGCAGACCCUCCCACCAACAACCACCUUCUCCUCCAUCUACAACCUCCUCUUCGCCCACGACAACACGCGCUACUCCGACCUCAGUUCCACCCUCUCCACCUUCACCCUUCGCGUCCUCCUCGAAGGCCUCCAAUCCCUCGCCGCCGAGUCCCCACACGACACAUCCCAAUCCCCCCUCGGCGUGCCCUCCAAAUACGAAAUCCGCCGCGCCCUGACCCGGCUCUACGCCAGCAUCGCCACAAACUUCCUCGCCGCCCCCGCCGAGAAGAUGGAGACGUGUCUACGCUGGCACUCCAUCUGCCUCGACCUCAUUACCCCUUCGUCCAUCCUCUGCCGCUUCGUGUGCGUGCGCCAGAACAUCACCCAGCACGUCUGGUCCACGCCCAAGAGCCCGCACCGCGACCUCGACCUGAUCGCCUGGGCGCACUCGUCCGAUGGCCGCCGCGCCCUGCUGCACGCCGCCGCGAUCCAAGAUAUCGUCGAGCAGCUGCCGCGCGGGCGCGCUCACGCCAUUCACAUGCCGUCGGCGCUGCUCGCGGCCGCGACGGUGUACUGCGUGUUUGCGAUCGCGGGCGUCAUCACGGUGCGGCUGCCGUGCGUGACGGACUGGAAGGAUGCGCUGGAUGAGGUCGACGACGCGGCUGUGCAGCUGGCCGAGCUGUCCGGGACGCCGAUUACGUCGGAGACGACGCGGUUUGUGCUCGGGGGCUUGCCGCAGGGGGUUGGGUAUGGGGCGGUUGGGGGCAUGCGCAAUGUGCGGUAUGAGCUGAAUUCGCUGCAGAAACUGUUCGGCUGCCUGGGGACGCAGUGGGGGAUUGCGAAGGAUAUGGAACAGGUCGUUGGGGACUGGAAUGCGAUGUGUCACUGAUGGGUUGUGCGAGAGCCCUUUUGGGCGAUCCA